AUAUAUACGCUGUCAGCAUAUCGUUAUCUGUAACGAAAGAGAGUCGGUGGGUGAAAAAAAAAAAAAACCGCCUAAACUGAGGGCAACAUGAACUGGGUCGGAGGAUCUAGGAGCAGGUAUAUGAAAAGCAAAGAAGACACAACAAAACAAAGAGCGUUUUUUCAAAAGCAAAGGAUGAAAAGGAAGUCUCAUAUUGAGGAAUCACCCAAAGGAUACAACCCUGACAAUAUGGAUCUGCUGACAUUAUUCAUAGUCAACCAGAUUUCAUCAAAGAAAGAGCAAACAGACAAACCAAAAACAAACCUUUUGACUGGUGUGAAAAGAACCAAAAGAGCUUUGAAAGAGCCCUCAGAGUUACCAAUGAGCCCUUGUUCUCCUUCAAAUCUGAACCUAGUUACCAGUCAGCCACAGUACUGCAUUGAUACGCCUGGUUAUAAAGUCAGAAAACAUCGUCUCUCUGAAGAAUUCAAGUUCACGCCGCUGUCUCCUUUGCUUGAAUCGAACCUGUCUGAUGCCAGUGGCUCAGAAAAUCAGCCGCCCUCAACAUCUUCUGGCUCUUCACAUCCAAUCCAGCCCAAACCUGCACCACACGGAUCCUCUUCUCUGCCAACUCUGUCAAAUCUUAGCAAUCUGAAGAAAACGCCUCAGUUUGUGUCAUUCGCUCAACCAACAAAGCUGACUAAUCCAUGGCCGGAUGAAGCUCUCGUGCAAGAUGCGGCACACAACAGCUCAGCAGCUGGAAAUCAGUUUGAGAGCACAUUACCAAAAAUUUGUUGCAGCCCAGAGAGGGGAGAGCAUUCAUAUUCCCUCAACCCUUUAAAGAGCACCGAAGAACCGGAGGAGCCACUGUUCAUAGAUUUUAAGACCUUAGAUUAUAAAGUGAUCGACUCGAUGAAUUCUUGUGACAGAUCACAAAACAUGGAGAGUAAUGGCCACCUCUCAACACAGGAAUUUGUAUGUACUGACAGCAACACAUCAGGUGCUGAUGGUAGCAGUGUCUUUGUGCAUGUUGGAAAAUCUCCAAGAAGAGUUUAUCGCAGCUCAGAUGACACGGAAGCACAAAGGCGUGAUGGGACUCCCCCAAUAACCUUGGAAACAGGGACACAAACAGGAGCUUUAUCCUACCGAGAUGUCUCAGUUCAGUGCUCACUUAUUCAUCUCCCUUUCCCCUCUGCUAAUAAGAAAACCAGCACCUUUACCACAAGGUGUCAGUAUUCUCAUUUUAAUCAGUUGCUUAAUCCAACAACACAUACUUCUCCAAAAAAUGGGCACAAAAGAACAGGAAGCAUGCCCUCAGGGGCAUCAGCAACAAAGCAGCAGGCACAGAGAAAUCUAAAAUCACAAAUGGGCUUCUCCUUCCGCAAGCUUCAUAGUCAGAAGAGCAUGAAAAGAGAUCUGACGUCAGCUUCGAAACAUCCUUUCUGCAACGCCUCGGAACAGAAAAAAGAGGAAAGCAGGAAGAAAAUAGUCCAGUGUGACUACCCUCAGUUUGGAAAUGUGACGCGAAACCCUGUAAAGGACGUCAGGCAUGCAGGAGCGAUUGUGAAAGAGAUGAAGAGGUGAAGAACUUCACAGCAGAGAAAGGUGUGAACUGGGUUUCUACAGAAAUGACAAAAUCUUCCAAGAUGUUGCUGACGUAGAAAGGAUUAGACAGCAAGCAGAAUUACAUUGAUUGUUACCUCAUUUCCGAUUUGACGAAAAACAAUACUGUAUGUUAUAUAUCUUUAUUAUAAUCUCCGAGUACAUAUUUAAGUUUUCAAAGUUCAUAUAUUUAGUUUCAUGGAAUAUAAAUCUAGCAAAACAUUUACAGCAACAGUAAUCAAAUACUAUACAACACAUUUGUCCUCACUAGUUUCCAUCAACAGUAUAAAUGCUGCAUUUUGUUUCACAUACAAAAACAAAAAAUACAUCCAUACACUUAAAACAGAUGCGUUAGAACACAAAUGGCUGUCCAUGUUGAAGCACCUCCCAAGUACAAUCUAAAAUUCAAAAACAUCUGGUGCAAAUGAAACUUCAAUAAACCUUUAAAUGACAUCAUACAUGUAGACUGAAAC
Molecule: messenger RNA, 2054 nt
Organism: Carassius carassius (crucian carp)
Lineage: Eukaryota; Metazoa; Chordata; Actinopteri; Cypriniformes; Cyprinidae
Exons: 13
Coding region: 88-1563 (491 amino acids)
Source: RefSeq, a predicted model, not a curated record